Durio zibethinus is the source of this 536-nucleotide messenger RNA. The record is from RefSeq and is a predicted model, not a curated record. NCBI's taxonomy places the organism in Eukaryota, Viridiplantae, Streptophyta, Magnoliopsida, Malvales, Malvaceae.
CACUAAUUUCCCCAUUAUUUCAUCUUUUUUUUUUAUCUGUUCUCUUGUUACUGUAUAGAAAAACCAUAGUUGGUGCUCCGGCUGGUUCAUGGAUAUUGAUCCCUUCUGGAUUACUGGGGGGUGGUUUCAUAUUUGUCAUAACAAUUUCAUGGCAACUGCUAACAAAUCAAUCUCUGAAACCUCAUCAAAGUCACAAUAUGCUGGCCAUGCCCUACUGCUCUUUCUUGUUCUUCUCCUGAUUUCUCCUCUCUUUGCUCGUCCAGCUUAUUUCUCCAAGGUUCCCAUUUAUUCCUCUUACAGGCAACUUUUCUCACCUUCUUCCCCAUCAUCAGCUCAAAAAGCAGCCAAAAAUUUGCACCCUUUUUCCACAUCUUCGACCCCAGCUACUACCCACACAAGGACUACCAGAGGAAGCAGUGCUGCUACAGAUCGACAGUUCAAAGCAGCUGCUCACGAGGUGCCGAGUGGACCAAAUCCUGAAUCCAACAAGUAAGCAAAAGCAUCAUCAAAUUUUCACCAGCAUUAGAGGCAUCCAU